GACUCUAAGCAGGGCGAUGAUUUGAAUUUGCUCAAAAUCGAAUUGAAAAAUAAGAUAAAGGAUGAUCUUGAAAAAGGUCUUUCGUCCAGUCUGAGUCGAUUUGAAAAGGCUUCGCAAGAAGAGCGAGGAGAAUUCCGCGCAGAGAUUAUGCGAAUGGUGGAAAAUCGAGUUGUCUCGCUUUUUGCAAGUCAUUUGGCGGAAAGGGGUGACACUCACGCGAAAUCAAGUGUGAGUUCGAUUCCUGGAUUAUCUGAAUCCGAUUUCUUGAUUAUCAAACGAAUGAUCACCGACGCACUGGACAAAUACGAUGCCGAUAAAACCGGCAAAGUGGACUACGCAUUAGAAAGUGCAGAGCGUUACAAAGAAAAUUCUCGCCUCGAAUCAAUUUUCGGUAUUCCGUUAUGGUACUCCUCAUAUUCACCGAGAGCAGUCAUUCAGCAUCGUCCUCUGGCAGCCGGUGAGUGCUGGGCUUUUCGCGGCAAGGGAUAUCUGACGAUCAAGUUAUCACAUCCAAUUUACGUUACUGAAGUGAGCUACGAGCACAUGCAUUCCACGCUACAUCCUGAAGGCGUCCUGAGAAGCGCUCCCAAACAUUUCCAGAUUUAUGUUAGUUUUCUUCUACUGUUGCAACAAGUACCUCCCACACAGUUUUUUUUUUUUGAAUUUAAUUAUCCUGCUGGAUGUUGA
Messenger RNA from Gongylonema pulchrum, 687 nucleotides. The record is from the annotation of a GenBank genome assembly. NCBI's taxonomy places the organism in Eukaryota, Metazoa, Nematoda, Chromadorea, Rhabditida, Gongylonematidae.